AUGGGGAAGAAGCAUAAAAAGCACAAGCCGGAGUGGAGAACAGUUGAUGGUAAGUGAGCAAAGAAACCUAUUCAAAGCCUGGCUUUGUCCCAUUUUGCUAGCCUAGCAAGCUAGCAGCGUUCGCUAGCUAACGUUAUCCUACUUAAUGGCCAGCUGACUGAAUCGUCCUGCGGUGCCAGUGCUAACUUACUAUUCCUCCACUUAUGUUGCUUGCUGCCAUAAGCAUGACCAAUUAAUAUUAUGAGGGAUGUAUAUCAGGUCUUAUCAAGAUUGACUAUUCAUAAUAUUGGCAUUAACGCUAGCUAGCCAGUUUAUCCUGUCGUAGUGGUAGCAUUGCCCAGCAGAUAGAUCUCUGUGAUGGGUAGCUAAUGUUUAUCAUCACUUAUUACACAGUAACACACACACCACAUAUUCUGCUAGUAUGAUGACACAUCAUGCUUGUUGAUCUUGCGCUGGGUAUGACCCAUAACUCAGUUAAAUGUGGUCUCUGUUUUCAGACUGUGAGGACAAGCCUUUUGAGAAGCCGCUGAAGCUGGUGCUGAAAGUGGGAGGAAGUGAGAUCACAGAACUCUCAGGCUCCGGCCAUGACUCUAGUUACUACGACGACAGGUCAGACCAUGAACGAGAGCGCCACAAGGACAAAAAGAAGAAGAAGAAGAAAAAGUCUGAGAAGGAGAAAGACAAACAUGUAGAUGAUGAGGAGAGGAGAAGACGGAAAGUGAGUAUGAGCUGAACAAGGUGUGUCCCAAAUGGCACCCUAUUCCCUAUAUAGUGCACUACUUUUGACCAGAUCCAUAUGGGCCCUGGUCAGAAGUAGUGCACACAGUAAAGGGAAUAAUAUGAUGCCAUUUGGGAGGCAGCCUUUCAUAAAAAAAAAGCAUACCAUAUAACAGCUAGCACAAAAAAAAAACAAUAAUCAAUCAAUGAAUGUGUGAUCUUUGACAGGAAGAGAAGAGGAAGAAGAGAGAGCGGGAUCUGAAUGAAUCAGAGGCUGCUACUGCCUCUGCCAGUGGUGUCGGCCUGCCCAGUGUGGUGCCCAGUCACACUGGUGUGGCAGUCCAGCCUUUCAUGCUGCCAAAGAUACCAAACAUUGGUAUUAGUUUUGAGGUGAGAACGUUUUGGUUUGAAUUACUCAAGUUUCAAGUUUUAUUAGUCGUAUGUACAGGAUACACAUUGUAUACACCGUCCAAUGAAAUGCUUACUUGCAGCAAGCUUACUUGAGCCCUAGAGCCUAUAAUGUUUUCCUGGAGGUCACAUGGUCGGAAAACCUCUUGGUCCUACAGGAGAUAGUGGAACUGGGGACCUCCUGGUCCUAUAGGCGAUAGUGGAACUGGAGACCUCCUGGUCCUAUAGGAGAUAGUGGAACUGGGGACCUCCUGGUCCUAUAGGAGAUAGUGGAACUGGGGACCUCCUGGUCCUAUAGGAGAUAGUGGAACUGGGGACCUCCUGGUCCUAUAGGAGAUAGUGGAACUGGGGACCUCCUGGUCCUAUAGGAGAUAGUGGAACUGGGGACCUCCUGGUCCUAUAGGAGAUAGUGGAACUGGGGACCUCCUGGUCCUAUAGGAGAUAGUGGAACUGGGGACCUCCUGGUCCUAUAGGAGAUAGUGGAACUGGAGAUAGUGAAGUAAAUAAGAAUACAGUGUUUGGCAAUACUGUACAUUACUGCCUUUACUACCGUCUAACAAGUAUUAUAAUUACUCAUUCAUACACUGUACUUGCAGCAGUAACACUAACACUAACCCUAACCAUAAUAACUAGGAGAUCAUAGGACAAUCUCCAGUAGUUUAAUGAGGACAAUGUCACUGACUCCUGUUGUGGCUUUGCCUGUCUGUCUCAGCAGCAGGAGGAGAAGAAGAGGAAGAGGUUUGAGAUGGAGCCGGAGCCGGAGAUGAUGGACCAGUUUCACCCCAACAUCAAGACAGAGGUGGAGCAGCAAGGAGACCGGCCUAUCAGGGCUUGCAGGACAGUCCCGGGUAAUAAUCUAGCAGUUCUCCUGUGUUGUUACAUGUUAUUACACAUUUUAUUACUGAUUAUAAACUGGGUGGUUUGAGCCCUGAAUGCUUAUUGGCUGACAGCCGUUGUAUAGCAGACCGUAUACCAUGGGUGUGACAAAAUGUAUAUUUACUGCUCUAGUUAUGUUGGUUACCAGUUUAUAAUAGCAAUAAGGCACCUCAGGGGGUUGUGAUAUAUUGCCAAUAUACCACGGUUAAGGGCUGUAUCCAUUCACUCCGCAUUGUGUCGUGCAUAAGAACAGCCUUUAGCCUUGGUAUACUGGCCAUAUACCACACCCCCUCGGGCCUUAUUGCUUGAUCAUAACAUACAUUGUACAUCCAUAGUAAUCUGUGAGGUGUUAAAGGCUAAUGUAAAAUAGGAUCACAUUGGAUUGUAGAAUUUGUGCUGAUGUGAUUGUGUGUUUGUCUCUUCCCUCAGAGAGUGAGUGCACCCCUCGGCAGCAGCUCCUGGAACACUUCCUGCGCCAGCUUCAGAGGUAAGGCUCUCUGACAACAUUGACCAUGUUUACAUCAACACCAGUAUCCCGUUAUUAUUCGGAAUGCUCAAGUAUUCUGUUUUAGAGUUGAUGCAUAUAAACAUCAUAUCAGCUUGUAUCCUGGUUAUGAGAAACCAGGAUAAAAUUCCUGGGAUAUGUUGAUCUUAGACAGGAUACUGUGGCAUGUAAACAUCUUAUCGGCCUCAGUUUCGCAUAUCAUGGGUGUUGUGUGAUGAUGUUUAACUGUCAAACAAAUCACUUCAAAAAGUAGGCUACCUGUGCGGUUCGAUCCACCGUAAUAAUUUCAUAAUAAUUUAUUUUGUUGAUAUUCCAUACUUGACCGUAUAGCCUACUGGUUACUUUCACCCCUAAUUUAGACAAGUUUCUGCGUAUAAUUUCCGACAUUUGGUAGGCAAUAUCAUAAUUUCCGACAUUUGGUAGGCCAUAUUAUAAUUUCCUACAUUUGGUAGGCCAUAUUAUUGUCACGACUUCCGCCGAGGCUACCUCCCCUCCUUGUUCGGGCAGGUUUCGGCGUUCGGCGUCACUGGCUUACUAGCUACUGCCGAUCUAUUUAUCAUCACUCCAUUUGUCUUGUCUUCAAUCACACACACCUGGUCCUUAUUCCCUCAUUAGUCAUGGUAUACAGUGAGGGAAAAAUGUAUUUGAUCCCCUGCUGAUUUUGUACGUUUGCCCACUGACAAAGACAUGAUCAGUCUAUAAUUUUAAUGGUAGGUUUAUUUGAACAGUGAGAGACAAAAUAACAACAAAUAAAUCCAGAAAAACGCAUGUCAGAAAUGUUAUAAAUUGAUUUGCAUUUUAAUGAGGGAAAUAAGUAUUUGACCCCUCUGCAAAACAUGACUUUGUACUUGGUGGCAAAACCCAGGUCAGACGUUUUUUGCAGUUGGCCACCAGGUUUGUACACAUCUCAGGAGGGAUUUUGUUCCACUCCUCUUUGCAGAUCUUCUCCAAGUCAUUAAGGUUUCGAGGCUGACGUUUGGCAACUCGAACCUUCAGCUCCCUCCACAGAUUCUCUAUGGGAUUAAGGUGUGGAGACUGGCUAGGCCACUCCAGGACCUUAAUGUGCUUCUCCUUGAGCCACUCCUUUGUUGCCUUGGCCGUGUGUUUUGGGUCAUUGUCAUGCUGGAAUACCCAUCCACGACCCAUUUUCAAUGCCCUGGCUGAGGGAAGGAGGUUCUCACCCAAGAUUUGACGGUACAUGGCCCCGUCCAUCGUCCCUUUUGAUGCGGUGAAGUUGAAAAACACCCCCAAAGCAUAAUGUUUCCACCUCCAUGUUUGAUAGUGGGGAUGGUGGUCUUGGGGUCAUAGGCAGCAUUCCUCCUCCUCCAAACACGGCGAGUUGAGUUGAUGCCAAAGAGCUCGAUUUUGGUCUCAUCUGACCACAACACCCAGUUCUCCUCUGAAUCAUUUAGAUGUCAUUGGCAAACUUCAGACGGGCCUGUAUAUGUGCUUUCUUGAGCAGGGGGACCUUGCGGGCGCUGCAGGAUUUCAGUCCUUCACGGCGUAGUGUGUUACCAAUUGUUUUCUUGGUGAUUAUGGUCCCAGCUGCCUUGAGAUCAUUGACAAGAUCCUCCCGUGUAGUUCUGGGCUGAUUCCUCACCGUUCUCAUGAUCAUUGCAACUCCACGAGGUGAGAUCUUGCAUGGAGCCCCAGGCCGAGGGAGAUUGACAGGUCUUUUGUGUUUCUUCCAUUUGCAAAUAAUCACACCAACUGUUGUCACCUUCUCACCAAGCUGCUUGGCGAUGGUCUUGUAGCCCAUUCCAGCCUUGUGUAGGUGUAUAAUCUUGUCCCUGACAUCCUUGGAGAGCUCUUUGGUCUUGGCCAUGGUGGAGAGUUUGGAAUCUGAUUGAUUGAUUGCUUCUGUGGACAUGUGACUUUUAUACAGGUAACAAGCUGAGAUUAGGAGUACUCCCUUUAAGAGUGUGCUCCUAAUCAGAAAUCUUUCUGAUUGAGAGGGGGUCAAAUACUUAUUUCCCUCAUUAAAAUGCAAAUCAAUUUAUAACAUUUUUGACAUGCGUUUUUCUUGAUUUUUGUUGUUGUUAUUCUGUCUCUCACUGUUCAAAUAAACCUACCAUUAAAAUUAUAGACGGAUCAUUUCUUUGUCAGUGGGCAAACGUACAAAAUCAGCAGGGGAUCAAAUACUUUUUUCCCUCACUGUAAGUGUUCCCUCUGCUUCCUUGUCUGUGUGGGUGAUUGUUUAUUGUGGAGGUUAGUGAAGCUCGGUGGAGCUCGUGUAUUGUGUAUCGACGGGAGUAUUUUUCCCGUGCGCCUGUUUUAUGCCCUGGAAAAUACAAGGCAGCCUCGGCGGAAGUCGUGACAAUUGUAAUUUCCUACAUUUGGUAGGCCAUGUCAACUAUAGUUUGAUACAUGCAGCUUGUCUUCUGUCAUGACUUGUUGCCCCAGGAGACUAUAUAAAGUAGUGCUCACCAGAAUGUCUUACAUUGAUAGAAUGAAUGCAUCAGUUAUCUAGUUAACACCGGUAAAGUUGUCUGUUUCGUUUAGGUCUGCAUUUAGGGACCGGGGUGAAAACGCAACAACUCCAAAACAGUGGAGAGAUUGGUCCUGUGCAAAAUGUCCAAAUGUCAUCAGUUUGACCGGUUUUAAGGAAAUGAAAAGCUGAGAAAAUGAUUAAACACUUUGCUGAUAAGACUUCAGUUCAUCUUAGGUGCUUAUUUUAGGUGGUUGAAAUACUGUCUGCUUGCAUAACGGUGUCAAAGAUAACACAUUACACGCGCAUUCGCAUUUUCUCGAGAGAUGAUGAAAGAAAGAAAUAAUAUUUAUCCUCUCCUGUUCCCGAGACAAAAUUUGUUUUAUAAUUUUGCUGCAAGAAAUGCAUAAUUCUGCAGGAGUUCAUAUUAUAUUACGCUACAUGUGGGAGGUUAGAGUCCUACAGUCAGUGUCCAUAUUUCAGUUACUAUUCCAUUUAACCCAUAUGAAUUUAAAUUAGGAAUAUUCAGUUUAUUCAUGGAUACAGGGAUUCUCGUGAGUGGGAUAUCAAAGGUGCAUGUAAACAGCUUACCCGAAUAUGUCACGUUCGUUGAGUACAGGAUUGGACCAAGGUGCAGUGUGGAAUGCAUACAUGUUUAUUAACGAAGUUAACACACGACAAAACAACAAAAGCAACGUAACGUCAAGCUCACAAUGGCUAUACACAAACAAGCCAAACAAGAGUCAAGAUCCCACAACAUAGGUAGGCAACAUGGCUACCUAAGUAUGAUCCCCAAUCAGAAACAACGAUCGACAGCUGCCUCUGAUUGGGAAUCACACCCGGCCAACAGAUCUACAAACAGAAUGUACACAUAGAAAUUCACACCCUGACCAAACCAACUAAAGAAAACCGGGCUCUCAAGGCCAGGGCGUGACAGUACCCCCCCCCCCCCCCCAAAGCUGCGUACUCCGGCCGCACCAACCUGACUCAUUAGGGGAGGGUCCGGGUGGGCAUUCAGCCUCGGUGGCGGCUCCGGGCGUGACGUCCUCUCCCUCUCUGCCUCCCCGUUGCACCCCUGGUCCGGUCUGGACCUCGGCGCGAUGCUUCCCCUCUCAGUCCUCACACGAUGCACCAAGCCCUGUCUGGACCCUGGUGUGGGAGGCCCCGACCCUGGAGAGGGGCCGACGUCUGGGCCUGGACCGGCAAUCCCCCCGCGAUGCACCAAGUCCUGUCUGGACCUUGGUGUGGGAGGCCCCGACCCUGGAGAGGGGUUGACGUCUGGCACUGGAGUGGAGCCGCUGACCGGAGCUGAACUGGACCCCGGUGGAGCGGACUGCUCUGGCACUGGAGUGGAGCAGCUGACCGGAGCUGGACUAGGCACCAGUGGAGCGGACUGCUCUGGCACUGGAGUGGAGCAGCUGACCGGAGCUGGACUGGACAACGGUGGAGCGGACUGCUCUGGCACCAGCCGUACCGGGCUGGGGACACGCACCACUGGUCUGGUGCGAGGAACAGGCAUGAGCCGCACCGAGCUGGGAACACGCACCACUGGUCAGGUGCGAGGAGCAGGCACGGGCCGUGCCGGACUGGAGACACGCACCACUGUUUUGGUGCAAGGAGCAGGCACGGGGCGUACCGGACUGGAGACACGCACCACUGGUUUGGUGCAAGGAGCAGGCACGGGGCGUACCGGGCUGGAGACACGCACCACUGGUUUGGUGCGAAGAGCAGGAACAACCCGUCCUGGCUGAACGCUCAUGUUAGCCCGACAAGAGCGGGACGCGGGCACCACUCGCACCGGGCUGUGAAUCACAGCAGAACAGGGUGCCUGUAUGGUCCCACGCUCCUUCUGUUGCCUGGCCAGCUCCUCUCUCCUUGCAUCCACUGACUCCUUCUCCCUUUGGGCCUCCUGCAGCGCCUCCUUCUGAAGUGAUUGCUCCUGCUCCCUCUUCUCUAACAGCCCCCGUAAUGUGGUGGCCUUCUCACUCAUACUGCUGAUCCGCAGGUCUUGGAGGACCCCUACAUUAGCGGCCUCCUCCCCUAAAGUCAGCCCUUUCACGGCCUCCUAAUGCUUCGUCGACCACCCCGUGUACCCCCCAAUUUUUUUAUUGGGGUUGCCUCUUGGGUCUCCUUUGUCGUUUCGCAUUUUGGAGUCGCCGUCGAUCCGGACUCCAGCCCUCCUCCAUUACCUCACCGUAACGGACGGAUUCUUCCUCUGUAAUUUUUCCCCAACCGAGGAGGACAUCUACCAAGGUUGCUUCCCGCUGUGUCCAGGGUGUUUGCUCCUCCUGGGCACGCUGCUUGGUCCGUUGGUGGUGGGAUCUUCUGUCACGCUCGUAGAGUACAGGAUUGGACCAAGGUGCAGUGUGGAAUGCAUACAUGUUUAUUAACGAAGUUAGCACACGACAAAACAACAAAAGCAACGUAACGUCAAGCUCACAAUGGCUAUACACAAACAAGCCAAACAAGAGUCAAGAUCCCACAACAUAGGUAGGCAACAUGGCUACCUAAGUAUGAUCCCCAAUCAGAAACAACGAUCGACAGCUGCCUCUGAUUGGGAAUCACACCCGGCCAACAGAUCUACAAACAUAGAAUGUACACAUAGAAAUUCACACCCUGACCAAACCAACUAAAGAAAACCGAGCUCUCAAGGCAGAAUAAGACCUUAAGCAGGAUAUGAGCUACUAUCUGGAAUACUGUGGGCAUGUAAACGUGGUCAGUGACAGAUCCACGAACAUCUCUGGAUUAUGCCUGUUGGUGACAUGAAAGUCAGUUCAGUCGGUACUAAUUGAUUGUCUUGUCUUUCCAGGAAGGAUGCCCAUGGGUUUUUCACUUUCCCAGUGACAGACGCCAUCGCUCCGGGUUACUCUGUGAUAAUCAAACACCCCAUGGACUUCAGCACCAUGAACGACAAGAUCACAGACAACGAGUACAAAACCGUCACAGAGUUCAAGGUGAGGUGAUGCUACUUCCUCGCCUCUUUCGCAACUGUAUUGGAGAAGGUCCAACAUGACUUCCCUUGGACCUUCUUCUCCAAUGCAUUUUGAGAAGGUGACAAGGACAGAAGUUGCCAGGAAUCAGUGAAAGAUUCAUUGUGGAAGAGCCUUGGUGUUAUCACGUUGAUAUAACUUGUGGAAAUGAAUGUGUGUGUGCUUUACAUAAUGGUAACAUUCAUAACAUGGAUAGUGUUUUCAAAGGAGGAUAUUUAUUUGCUUCAAUUGAAAAAAUAUUUGUGUUGAAGUAUUUGUAUCAGUUUUAUGUUUGUAAUUGAGUGAUGGAGCUGCUUCUUCUAAAGCUGUUGCUUCCUCUGUUGCAGGCAGACUUCAAGCUGAUGUGUGAUAAUGCCAUGGUGUAUAACCGGCCAGAGACAGUUUACUACAAGGCUGCCAAGAAACUGCUGCACACUGGCUUCAAGAUGAUGAGCAAAGUAAUGAGUAGAGUCUGUGUCCUAUACAAGGACCGGAUAGAAAUGUGAUUGUCAGUGUAUGAUUUGUUGUGCGUGUUGAUGUUCAUAACCCAUCCAUUUCAUGCACUUCCCUUUCCUGUGACAGAUGUCUUCGCUGGUGCUUCCUGUUUGCCCUUGUCUUGUCCUUUUCUGUUCUCUCUAUGCCAUUUGACCUGUUGGUCAUUCUUCUUCCUCUCUGGCUUUGUGAAACAGAUUUGCCUCUGUGUGUUUUUACUUCAGACUCAACACACUCUAAGGUCCUUGUAUAUUUCCAUAAUGUAGCAUUGGAGCAUUCAGGAGACUGUAGAACAACAAAAACAGAUAGAGGGCAGAUGUGUGACUCGAGAGAGAUGUUUGUUCAAUGAUUUCCCUCCUAACAAUCAUCACCAUCCCACCAGCCAUCCCAUCCUGCCAUCCCACCAGCCAUCCCAUCACUCUCUGGCUGAGUUGUGGUAGAUGGAGUAUAAAGUGUUGCCCUUUGGUUCUCUUUCUCUCUCUCUCUGUGGCUCUCUCUUUCUCUGUGGCUCUGUACUCUGUUUACAGGAGCGGCUGUUAGCUCUGAAGCGCAGCAUGUCUUUCAUGCAGGACAUGGAUUUCUCUCAGCAGGCGGCCAUUUUGGGGGACGAGGACGUGGCGUCCGAGGAGCCCCCGCCGGAGGUCGUCCCCGUGCCCGUGGAGUCGGCGUCGGCCAAGAAAUCCAAGAAACAGCCCAAAGACAUCAAAGAUCUGAAGGAAGUCAUCAGGUAGAAUGGACUGGCCUAAUCUCUAGUCCAGUGUCUUGACUUCAGUAGAUGUUGGUCUAAUGCAUGUGUACACAUGACAUCAUUGCUCAAGUAGUCCCUUCUGUUGUCCCAGGCUUGGUACAAUGUGACGGAUGAGGCCCAUAAACCACUACUGUAUGGUGUUCAUUGUAUCCUACAUGUUACAUCCGACAUGCUGCAUAACCAUGAACUGUAGAGUAACAGUGUGUAUCUCUGUGGGCCGGCCCGCUCAUUAGGCAGGAUUAGGUGGCUAUGGCUAAACUGACCAAGACGCACCUCCAACAACACAUAAAACUUCACAUAAUUCUGCCCAAAAACAAUGACAGUUUCUCUCAACCAGUGGCAAAUGGGCUUUUUAGGUGAGCGCUGAUGCCGCCCUAUGAUAAGCAGUGUCCACUUUGUCAAAGGCAGGGGCGCAAAUUGUUUAUCUUGUCCAUUCCCAGCGCGCCUCUCCAGGGUGCUGUUGGAGAGACCCAAAAAAUCAUCAAACAUAUAUGUAGCAGAUGUAGGAUAUGGUAGAAAGAGAAUGUAGCCUUAUCUAUAGCCUACAGGCUGGAGAUCAAAUGUAUGACAAUGUAAUGAGAUAUAAACUUUUUACAUCAUGCACUAUUCUCUGAUCAAAUAGCCUAACCUAAAUGGCGCCCAAUCAAAUAAAAAAUGCGCUGACAUGUUAACAAACAACAUAUCCUAAAAACAGGACAGGUCAAAGUAAAAUGGACAAUAUGGAAUGGACAAUCGGGUUACUUAACUGCUAUCCAGGAGUUUCAUCUCGUGGGCUAAAUUGUCAUGAUCAGUGGUUUUAAGUUUGUAUCCAUACAUUUUUUACGAGCUGAUCAUAGCGAAAAAGUAAUAUACUUCUGCAUUUCUCGCUGUUUAAACACAUUGCAAAUAGGCUCGGGAUAACCCCUCCUGAUAAAGUUGGGUAGCUGAUAUUCAGAGCUUAAAUAGCCAAAUUGAUUAGUCAUCAGGACUAAUACCCCUGUAGCUCAGUUGGUAGAGCAUGGCGCUUGCAAUGCCAGGGUUGUGGGUUCGUUUCCCACGGGGGGCCAGUAUGAAAACAUGUAUGCACUCACUAACUGUAAGUCGCUCUGGAUAAGAGCGUCUGCUAAAUGACUAAAAUGUACAAAUGUAAUAAAGACAAUGCAACGGCCUGUUUUGCAAACGGUGGGCCUACCACAUGGAUGGGCAGUCAUAAAAUUCCAUUGUGGGCCGGCAUGCUAAGCACCUUUUUUUGGUCGGCCGUCUUUUUUUGGGGUGUUUUACAAACGAUAGGCCUACCACAUAGCUGGGCAUUGUGGGCCUGUAGGCCAGGGAUGGACAACUCCAGUCCUCUGGGGCCUGAUUGGUGUCACACUUUUGCCCCAGCCACAGAAAACACAUCUGACACCAAUAAUCAACUAAUCAUAAUCUUCAGUUUAGAAUGCAAUUAGUUUCAUCAGCUGUGUUGACAAGGGAUUGGGGAAAAGUGUUAGACUGGAGUUGCCCAUCCCUGCUGUAGGCUAACCUCAGUAAGCACGGACCGACGCUGACGUUUUUUUUGUUCCUGUCCAAACUGGUCUUCUUUUUUGGUGCAGUCUGGACCAGCCUUGAUUUACAUGUCCACGGACGUUGUUUUUGGGUCCGAUCCGGACCAACUCUGAACCAAUCAUAGACAUCUACAGUGGGGAGAACAAGUAUUUGAUACACUGCCGAUUUUGCAGGUUUUCCUACUUACAAAGCAUGUAGAGGUCUGUAAUUUUUAUCAUAGGUACACUUCAACUGUGAGAGACGGAAUCUAAAACAAAAAUCCAGAAAUCACAUUGUAUGAUUUUUUAAGUAAUUAAAUUGCAUUUUAUUGCAUGACAUAAGUAUUUGAUACAUCAGAAAAGCAGAACUUAAUAUUUGGUACAGAAACUUUUGUUUGCAAUUACAGAGAUCAUACGUUUCCUGUAGGUCUUGACCAGGUUUGCACACACUGCAGCAGGGAUUUUGGCCCACUCCUCCAUACAGACCUUCUCCAGAUCCUUCAGGUUUCAGGGCUGUCGCUGGGCAAUACGGACUUUCAGCUCCCUCCAAAGAUUUUCUAUUGGGUUCAGGUCUGGAGACUGGCUAGGCCACUCCAGGACCUUGAGAUGCUUCUUACGGAGCCACUCCUUAGUUUCCCUGGUUGUGUGUUUCGGGUCGUUGUCAUGCUGGAAGACCCAGCCACGACCCAUCUUCAAUGCUCUUACUGAGGGAAGGAGGUUGUUGGCCAAGAUCUCGCGAUACAUGGCCCCAUCCAUCCUCCCCUCAAUACGGUGCAGUCUUCCUGUCCCCUUUGCAGAAAAGCAUCCCCAAAGAAUGAUGUUUCCACCUCCAUGCUUCACGGUUGGGAUGGUGUUCUUGGGGUUGUACUCAUCCUUCUUCUUCCUCCAAACACGGCGAGUGGAGUUUAGACCAAAAAGCUAUAUUUUUGUCUCAUCAGACCACAUGACCUUCUCCCAUUCCUCCUCUGGAUCAUCCAGAUGGUCAUUGGCAAACUUCAGACGGGCCUGGACAUGCGCUGGCUUGAGAAGGGGGACCUUGCGUGCGCUGCAGGAUUUUAAUCCAUGACGGCGUAGUGUGUUACUAAUGGUUUUCUUUGAGACUGUGGUCCCAGCUCUCUUCAGGUCAUUGACCAGGUCCUGCCGUGUAGUUCUGGGCUGAUCCCUCACCUUCCUCAUGAUCAUUGAUGCCCCACGAGGUGAGAUCUUGCAUGGAGCCCCAGACCGAGGGUGAUUGACCGUCAUCUUGAACUUCUUCCAUUUUCUAAUAAUUGCGCCAACAGUUGUUGCCUUCUCACCAAGCUGCUUGCCUAUUGUCCUGUAGCCCAUCCCAGCCUUGUGCAGGUCUACAAUUUUAUCCCUGAUGUCCUUACACAGCUCUCUGGUCUUGGCCAUUGUGGAGAGGUUGGAGUCUGUUUUGAUUGAGUGUGUGGACAGGUGUCUUUUAUUUAGGUAACGAGUUCAAACAGGUGCAGUUAAUACAGGUAAUGAGUGGAGAACAGGAGGGAUUCUUAAAGAAAAACUAACAGGUCUGUGAGAGCCGGAAUUCUUACUGGUUGGUAGGUGAUCAAAUACUUAUGUCAUGCAAUAAAAUGCAAAUGAAUUACUUAGAAAUCAUACAAUGUGAUUUUCUGGAUUUUUGUUUUAGAUUCCGUCUCUUGAAGUGUACCUAUGAUAAAAAUUACAGACCUCUACAUGCUUUGUAAGUAGGAAAACCUGCAAAAUCGGCAGUGUAUCAAAUACUUGUUCUCCCCACUGUAUGUUUGGUUCAAAUUUUGUCCGGUCUGGACUAGCCUUGAUUUGGCCCAAACAUAGACGUCUAUGAUUGGUUCAGAGUUAGUCCGGACCAGACAAAAAAAAAAACGUAUUUUCAACUUUCAUUCAGAACCGAAAAUGAACCUGAAAAUGAACAUAUUUCAGUGCCCCGAAAAUGGCUAUUUUCAGUGCCCGGAAAAUAGCUAUUUUCAAUGCCCGGAAAAUAGCUAUUUUCAAUGCCCGGAAAAUACGUAUUUUCAAUGCCCGGAACAUAGCUAUUUUCAACGUUCAUUCAGAACCGAAAAUGUACCUGAUUUCAACGUCCGGAAAAUGCGUCUUUUCACCUUUCAUUCAGAACCUAAAUGGAACCUAACUUCAACAUCUGGAAAAAAAAUACCUAUUUUAGAUGUCUUUUCAACAUCAUUUUGCUUACUGGGAUAAUUCUUGUAGGGGCAGCCAUUUUUUGGUCUGGCCUAGGGCGGCAGAACGGCCAGGACCAGCCCUUGUCCCACAGUUACCUGUAUUAACCAGUGAUCUGUGGAGUAACAGUGUGGAUCUCUGUGGUCCCAGCAGUUAGCUGUAUUAACCAGUGAUCUGUGGAGUAACCGUGUGGAUCUCUGUGGUCCCAGCAGUUACCUGUAUUAACCAGUGAUCUGUGGAGUAACAGUGUGGAUCUCUGUGGUUACCCAGUGAUCUGUUACAGUGGGAUCUGUAUUAAUUAACCAGUGAUCUGUGGGUAACAGUGUGGAUCUCUGUGGUCCCCAGCAGUUACCUGUAUUAACCAGUGAUCUGUGGUACAUUACUGUAUCUCCUGUGGUCCCACAUUACCUGUAUGAUCCAGAGGAAUGCCUGCAGCCUGCCGACAGCACAGCGGGGAGGAGCCACGUCUGGCCUGGUGGAGCACCUGCAGAAUUCCUGAAUGACCAGAGGACCCGCACCUGACCGACAGCACGCGAGUCAACCGAUACAUGCCCAACUCCAAGGUGUAUAUAAUAAUCAAUUGACUAUAUACCCAACUCAAGGUGUAUAUACAGUAACCAGUCAAAAAGUUUGGGACACACCUACUCCAUUCCAGGGGUGUUUAUUUCAUUUUUACUAUUUUCUACAUUUGUAGAAUAAUAGUGAAGACAUCAAAACUAUUAAAUAACACAUAUGGAAUCAUGUAGUAACCAAAAAAGUGUUAAACAAAUCAAAAUAUAUUUUAGAUUUUAGAUUCUUCAAAGUAGCCACCCUUUGCUUUGAUGACAUCUUUGCACACUUUUGGCAUUCUCUCAACCAGCUUCAUGAGGAAUACUUUUCCAACAGUCUUGAAGGAGUUCCCACAUAUGCUGAGCACUUGUUGGCUGCUUUUCCUUCACUCUGCGGUCCAACUCAUCCCAAACCAUCUCAAUUGGGUUGAGGUCGGGUGAUUGUGGAGGCCAGGUCAUCUGAUGCAGCACUCCAUCACUCUCCUUCUUGGUCAAAUAGCCCUUACACAGCCUGGAGGUGUGUUUUGGGUCAUUGUCCUGUUGAAACACAAAUGAUAGUCCCACUCAGCGCAAACCAGAUGGGAUGGCGUAUCUCUGCAGAAUGCUGUGGUAGCCAUGCUGGUUAAGUGUGCCUUGAAUUCUCAAAUUUGGACUCAUCGGACCAAAGGACAGAUUUCCACCGGUCUAAUGUCCAUUGCUCGUGUUUCUUGGCCCAAGCAGGUCUCUUCUUCUUAUUGGUGACCUUUAGUAGUGGUUUCUUUGCAGCAAUUCGACCAUGAAGGACUGAUUCACGCAGUCUCCUCUGAACAGUUGAUGUUGAGAUAUGUCUGUUACUUGAACUCUGUGAAGCAUUUAUUUGAGAGAAGGCCAAGAGUGUGCAAAGCUGUCAUCAAGGCAAAGGGUGGCUACUUUGAAGAAUCUCAAAUAUAAAAUAUAUUUUGAUUUGUUUAACACUACAUGAUUCCAUAUGUGUUAUUUCAUAGUUUUGAUGUCUUCACUAUUAUACAAUGUAGAAAAUAGUAAAAAUAAAGAAAAACCCUUGAAUGAGUAGGUGUGUCCAAACUUUUGACUGGUAGUGUAUAAUAAUCAACUGCUAUAUGCCCAACUCCAAGGUGUAUAAUAAUCAACUGCUAUAUACCCAACUCCAAGGUACUCAAUGCACCAGUGUCUGUUUUAAUCAGAUAUGACUGGUAGCCUAGAGGUUAGAGAAGCGGAGGGUUGCUGGUUCGAAUCCCUGGCUUUGAGUCAGGUUUACUAGAUACUGUUGGACAUUUAAAGUGGACGCCAGGGGAGAUCUAUGUUUAGUUACUACGGUGACCACAUGGUUCUUGUGUCCCUGUGUUUUCAGAUGGGUUACCUGAGGAAAGAGCCUGAUGGCAAUCUGUUGUACACUGUAGUGAAUCAGCUGAAUCCAGAAGCAGAAGGUUUGUUCCCUACUUUUCUAGUGUAUUAUCCAGUGGGAAACUCACAGUCCCAAAUGGCACUAUUCCCUAUGUAGUGCACUACUUUUGACCAGAGCCCUAUUGGACCCUAUGGGCUCUGGUCAAAGGUAGUGCACUAUAUAGGGAAUAGGCUACCAUUUGGGUCGCACCCAUAGAACCUGUAUAGAUGUACAGUGGGGAGAACAAGUAUUUGAUACACUGCCGAUUUUGCAGGUUUUCCUACUUACAAAGCAUGUAGAGGUAUGUAAUUUUUAUCAUAGGUACACUUCAACUGUGAGAGGCGGAAUCUAAAACAAAAAUCCAGAAAUUCACAUUGUAUGAUUUUUUAAAGAAAUUAAUUUGCAUUUUAUUGCAUGACAUAAGUAUUUGAUCACCUACCAACCAGUAAGAAUUCCGGGUCUCACAGACCUAUUCGUUUUUCUUUAAGAAGCCCUCCUGUUCUCUACUCAUUACCUGUAUUAACUGCACCUGUUUGAACUCGUUACCUGUAUAAAAGACACCUGUCCACACACUCAAUCAAACAGACUCCAACCUCUCCACAAUGGCCAAGACCAGAGAGCUGUGUAAGGACAUCAGGGAUAAAAUUGUAGACCUACACAAGGCUGGGAUGGGCUACAGGACAAUAGGUAAGCAGCUUGGUGAGAAGGCAACAACUGUUGGCGCAAUUAUUAGAAAAUGGAAGAAGUUCAAGAUGACGGUCAAUCACCCUCGGUCUGGGGCUCCAUGCAAGAUCUCACUUUGUGGGGCAUCAAUGAUCAUGAGGAAGGUGAGGGAUCAGCCCAGAACUACACGGCAGGACCUGGUCAAUGACCUGAAGAGAGCUGGGACCACAGUCUCAAAGAAAACCAUUAGUAACACACUACGCCAUCAUGGAUUAAAAUCCUGCAGCGCACGCAAGUCCCCCUGCUCAAGCCAGCGCAUGUCCAGGCCCAUCUGAAGUUUGCCAAUGACCAUCUGGAUGAUCCAGAGGAGGAAUGGGAGAAGGUCAUGUGGUCUGAUGAGACAGAAAUAGAGCUUUUUGGUCUAAACGCCGUGUUUGGAGGAAGAAGAAGGAUGAGUACAACCCCAAGAACACCAUCCCAACCGUGAAGCAUGGAGGUGGAAACAUCAUUCUUUGGGGGACAGGACGACUGCACCGUAUUGAGGGGAGGAUGGAUGGGGCCAUGUAUCGCGAGAUCUUGGCCAACAACCUCCUUCCCUCAGUAAGAGCAUUGAAGAUGGGUCGUGGCUGGGUCUUCCAGCAUGACAACGACCCGAAACACACAGCCAGGGCAACUAAGGAGUGGCUCCGUAAGAAGCAUCUCAAGGUCCUGGAGUGGCCUAGCCAGUCUCCAGACCUGAACCCAAUAGAAAAUCUUUGGAGGGAGCUGAAAGUCCGUAUUGCCCAGCGACAGCCCUGAAACCUGAAGGAUCUGGAGAAGGUCUGUAUGGAGGAGUGGGCCAAAAUCCCUGCUGCAGUGUGUGCAAACCUGGUCAAGACCUACAGGAAACAUAUGAUCUCUGUAAUUGCAAACAAAGGUUUCUGUACCAAAUAUUAAGUUCAGCUUUUCUGAUGUAUCAAAUACUUAUGUCAUGCAAUAAAAUGCAAAUUAAUUACUUAAAAAUCAUACAAUGUGAUUUUCUGGAUUUUUGUUUUAGAUUCCGUCUCUCACAGUUGAAGUGCACCUAUGAUAAAAAUGACAGACCUCUACAUGCUUUGUAAGUAGGAAAACCUACAAAAUCGGCAGUGUAACAAAUACUUGUUCUCCCCACUGUAUGUAUCAGAUAAAUGUCCAAGAUGUUCUGGACCAUAUAAAACGGAGGGAAGUACCUUUUCUGACUCUGUUUCCCAGAGGAGGAGACCCACCCUGUGGACCUGAGCUCUCUGUCCAAUAAGCUCCUACCUGGAUUAACAACACUGGGCUUCAAAGAUGACAGGAGACACAAGGGUAUGUGUAGAAAGUGCAAAGCUGCUUAGCUGUUAGCUAACACGUUUGAUAUAUGUCCUGACAAUGUAAAAAGUCAAUUUGACCUCUGGUGCUUAGAAGUGAUAGUUUCUGUCUUUCAUACUGUUGGCUAUGAUGAGAGAGAGAAUUUCUUCCAAGGCUUCCUUCUCUGCUCUUCCUGUGUGUGUGUAGUGACGUUCCUGAGCAGUACCUAUAACACCCAGACCCUGCAGAACAACUCCAUCUACCCAGACCUGCUGCCUGAUGAGAUGGACAUGCUCUACUCAGCCUACGGGGACGAGACUGGGGUGCAGUGUGCUCUCAGGUUAGUCAAUGCUGUAGCAGCACUCACAUCAUUACUGGAGUUCCCAUUGCAGUAUUCCUGGAAUCAGGAUACAAUAAUAAGGAAAUCCAGGAAUCCUGGGAUAUCUGAAAAAUCAGGGAACUUUGGGAAAGUUACCAGGAUUUUGCAACGCUAACUGCAGUGCACAUCUUGUAUUUUAGUAAGGUUAUAUGAAAAGCCUAAACAUUAUAUUAUGCACUGUGUAAAUGCUGUCUCCUUCCUCAUUCCAGUAUUCAGGAGUUUGUUAAAGGUUGUGGGAACGUUACUAAGCGUUUGGUUGACGGGCUCCUGGAUAAAAUGACUGCAGGGGAUCACUCCAAGGCUGUCUUCCAGAUCAGACAGGUUGGUACCCCACUUACACACUCAUACAGGCUGAACCCCAAAUGGCACCCUAUUCUCUAUAUAGGGCUCUACCUUUGACCAGGGCCGUGGCACCGUGUGGGUGCCAUCUGGGGGACACAGUCACACAUAUGACUUCCAAAAGCACAGUAAGUCCUGUUUUAGAGGGGGACAUGUGUAUUUGCAGAUAGAUUUUUUAAUUUCUGGUAAAAGCUGUGUGAAUGUACAUUAUGUUAAUGUGGUUGUAAUAUGUCAUCUUCUGUUUCAGAAAAGAAACAUGACGUUACCUGACGAAACCAAGAGCAACAUUUACGAUAUGCAUGUAAAGUAUUUUACAGCUGUUCAACUGAAUACGCUUACAGUGGUUUAGUUUAGUGGUUGGAGUAAAAUGAUGUGUGUGUGUGUGUGUGUGUGUGUGUGUGUGUGUGUGUGUGUGUGUGUGUGUGUUGUGUGUGUGUGUGUGUGUGUGUGUGUCCGUCCCGUCCCCGUCCCCGUCCUGCUUUCCCCACAUUGUUGACCCUCCGGAUGUGUUUAUUUGCCCAGGUGGCUGAUGGGACAGGUCUGGGAGAGGGCAGCUCAGUGCUGGACUUCAUGUCCAUGAAGAGCUACUCUGACAUGUCUCUGGAGAUGUCCAUGCUCAACUCUUUAGGUGAGAAUCCUACAGGUUGUCAAUUAGUGGUAUGGUUUCAAUGAUCAUAACCUUCAUCAUCAAUGUCAAUGAUCAUAACCUUCACCCCCCCCCCCCACACACACACACACACACACACUUACACACACACUGUAUGUAUCGUAAUAUAGGCUUUAUAGUUCAUGAUUCUUUACCAUAGCCCUAAGGUAGUGCACUAUAUAGGAAUAGGGUGCUGUUUGGGAUGCAGACCCUGUCAUCUUCAUCACUUGUAUGACUGUAAUGGUCUUCCCUGUGUCCCUCCUCUCCUCUCAGGGAAGUCCGUGAAGAAGGAGCCGGAGCAUGAGGACGGGGUCAGCCAGCAGCACUUUGAGGAGGCAGCCAAGCUGCUGCAGGAGUUCCAGGAGGGCCAGGUGGAAAGGGGAGGCUCCAGACCCUCCUCUAACCUCUCCUCCCUGUCAGGGACCUCAGACAGGGACCAGCACCACCUGGGUAAGGACCUCAGGACAACACUGUCUGGAGCUCAUCCACUUACUUGGCUGUAUCAGAGUGAGUCCCAAAUGGCACCCUAUUCCCUAUAUAGUGCACAAAAGUAGUGCACUAUGCAGGGAAUAGGGUGCCAUUUGGGACGUAGCCAGGAGCUCCUCCACCUGCCUGGCUGAAUCAGUGUUAGAAACAUACAGGAUUUGGUUUGUCCGUGCCAUUUUGUACCUUGUUGACACUUACAGGCUCGCCCAUCAGUCACUUAAAGCUAUAAGGAAAGACGCUCUGGAUAAGAGCUUCUGCCAAAUGAAUAAAUAUAAUGUAAAAUGUAAUAAGGAGACAUGGGUUUCAACGUUUCAAAGGCUUUAUAGACACAUUAUUUAUGUGCUUUGUUUGUUAUUUUCAAAUGAAUGACCAUUGGUGCUGUUUUUCUGUGUUCCUCCACAGGGAGUCCAUCACACCUGGGUGUUGGUGACCGGUCUGAGAUGGUUCAUGACCCAUAUGAGUUCCUCCAGUCUCCAGAGCCAGGCUCCACAGCCAACAGCUGACCUAUGA
This is a messenger RNA of Coregonus sp. 'balchen', 19077 nucleotides long. The record is from the annotation of a GenBank genome assembly. NCBI's taxonomy places the organism in Eukaryota, Metazoa, Chordata, Actinopteri, Salmoniformes, Salmonidae.